AUGGCUACCCCCGAGGUUCCUCUUCUCCUGGCCCUUCCCUCGGAGCUGAUCCACCAUAUUCUCAGCCACCUAAAUUUGUCUGACCUUCUCUCCGUAGGAUGUGUUAACCGCGCCCUCAAUCAGCACUCCCUCCAAGACACGCUUUGGCAACCAUUCGUACAAGCCCAGGUCCCAGCCUCGACUGUCCCCAAACGUGCGAAUCUAACAUGGCGUGCGCUAUUCAAACAACACCAUCCAUACUGGUUCCUCGCAAAGGGGAAGAUAUGGUUCGCCGACAUCGCUCACACUGGAAAGCUGCUUAUAGCACGCUAUGAUCACAGAAUCAAUGCGAUCGAAGCGUAUACGCUGGUAGCUGAGAGGCGGCAGCCGACAUUCCAAACGUGGGACUAUAACCCGGACGCUAUCAUUCAUACAUUCAGCCCAAAGGUUCAACUCGAUCUCAACGCGCCUGUCGUUCGGCUUGAUGCAGAAAGCUAUGAGUACGCAACGGGCGAUAUUGGAUACCGACUACAAAAGGAGAUUCCCAUGAGCGUCUUCAGUGGUGGCGCGCCUCGGUCAUCGGCAGGACUCCAUUCGCGGCUCUUGCUCACUAGAGCAUGGCCCGAAGACAUCACCACAGAAGCAACUCCAGUCUGGCCGCCGCUUACCCUACCCAGCACGGAGCGCACGCGCAACGAUACUCCGCCCUCUGGGUAUAGGCAACUCGCAAGUAAGCCAGCGAUGCUCGAUCAGCUCUCGACUUCAACUUUCAGAAUUCGGAAGUGGAUGGAGUUCUCUUCCCGACAGCACGGCGUCAGUAUGCGCAUAGGGGAAGACAUCUCUACAUGGGCUACCCUACCUGAAGAAUACUACACUCCAACAGCCCAGAAACCCUGGCAAGGGAUAUGGUGUGGAGACUACGCGGGGCAUGGCUGUGAGUUCUUGGUGGUCAUGCAACCAGACGAUCCGAAGCCCCUACCCGAGCGAGCCGAAUGGGCACUGAGAGCUAGGGAACGCGAAGGGAGCGUGAGUAGCGCAGGGUCGUGGACUACAGCGCCGACAGAUGCUGCUUUGUCGGGCGAUGAGGAUGGACCAGAGACAGCAGACGAUUUGGAGGAUAGCGUUGCGACACUUCAAGAAGCCUUUCACGAGCGGGACUCGGCAUCGCCAGCUUCGGAUCUCAUGACGGAGGAGGAUGAGACCGUCUACCACGGCCGCAUCGAAGCCGUCAAACUCACCGGCGAUCCAAACAUUCCGCGAGGGGAAUACACGUUCAUAGCGCCGGACAUUGGGCCCGGUGGCUUGCUGCGAGUAGCAUCCGAAGACAUCUUCAAGGGCGCGCGGAUUGUGAAGAGCGUGGGACACAUCGCUGCUAAUGGCUUCAGAGAUGACAACUACAUGACUUCGCAACUUAUUCUCAUCUCGCACGAUCGGCUCGCGCAGUACUGGGAGACCUUUGGACACGUGUCGUUUUAUCAGCGGGUUGACAUCGAUGCUUUCACGAGGGUUUAG
Molecule: messenger RNA, 1491 nt
Organism: Cucurbitaria berberidis CBS 394.84
Lineage: Eukaryota; Fungi; Ascomycota; Dothideomycetes; Pleosporales; Cucurbitariaceae
Exons: 2
Coding region: 1-1491 (496 amino acids)
Molecular function (GO): protein binding
Source: RefSeq, a predicted model, not a curated record